AUGGAUCUGAACCCCAAGUACGACAACUAUGAUUUCCCCAUCAAGGGCCCUGAGAAGCAGGAUGGCCACGCCGGGUACCUCACAGAGGACCAAAUCGCCAAGCUUCACCAGUUCCGCAUGAUGCUCGAGUCCGAAGGUUGCACUGAUCGAUUGGACACCUUGACUCUGCUUCGAUUCCUCCGAGCGCGCAAGUUCGAUGUCGAGGCCGCCAAAGCCAUGUUCUUGGAUACUGAGAAAUGGCGAAAGGAGGUUAAGCUUGACGAGACUGUGCCUAUCUGGGACUAUCCCGAGAAGGCUGAGAUCGGAAAGUACUACACUCAGUUCUACCACAAGACCGACAAGGAUGGACGACCCAUCUACAUCGAGACUCUUGGUGGUAUUGAUCUGACCGCCAUGUACAAGAUCACCAGCGCUGAUCGCAUGCUCUUGAACCUCGCUGUCGAGUACGAGCGCGUCGCAGACCCCCGUCUUCCUGCCUGCUCCCGCAAGGCCGGCCACCUCCUCGAGACAUGCUGCACCAUCAUGGAUCUCAAGGGCGUUAGCAUCACCAAGGUCCCCCAGGUCUACUCCUACGUCCGACAGGCCUCUGUCAUCUCCCAGAACUACUACCCCGAGCGCCUCGGCAAGCUGUACAUGAUCAACGCCCCCUGGGGUUUCUCCACCGUCUGGAGUGUUGUCAAGGGCUGGCUCGACCCCGUCACCGUCUCCAAGAUCAACAUUCUCGGUUCUGGAUACAAGAGUGAGCUCCUCAAGCAGAUCCCCGCCGAGAACCUUCCCAAGCAGUUCGGUGGCGAGUGUGUGUGCCAAGCUGGCUGUGAGAACAGCGAUGCUGGUCCUUGGCACGACCCUGAGUGGGCUCGUCCCGCUUGGUGGGAGAAGAAGCAGGAUGCCAACGUCAUCGAGAACAAGGGAUCUGAGAUUGAGGAGCCCGCAAAGGCUCCUGAGGCUGCUCCCGCUGCUGAGGGUGCUGAUGCUACCCAGACUGCCCCUGCUCCCGCCCCCGCUGCCGCUUAA
Molecule: messenger RNA, 1014 nt
Organism: Fusarium subglutinans
Lineage: Eukaryota; Fungi; Ascomycota; Sordariomycetes; Hypocreales; Nectriaceae
Product: sec14 cytosolic factor
Exons: 4
Coding region: 1-1014 (337 amino acids)
Source: RefSeq, a predicted model, not a curated record